CUCAAUAACAUACCCAGCAACCGGCAAAAUUGCUGCAACCAAGGAACGGAAAAUUCAGAGAUUCAACGUGAAUGGGAUUUUCUUGUUUCGGAAUUUCUUCUGUGAGAUAGAAAUUCAAUUUUUCCGAAUUUUGAAGCUCCAUGGAAGCUUAUAAGCAAUGGGUUUGCAGAAAUAGAGAGUAUGUACAUUCCUUAGGAUCUCUUGCCAACGGAUUGACAUGGCUGCUUCCUGAGAAAUUUUCAGCUUCAGAGAUUGGACCAGAAGCAGUAACGGCUUUUCUGGGCAUAUUCACAACUAUCAAUGAACACAUAAUUGAAAAUGCUCCAACCACCCCUGGUCAUGUUGGAUCUCCCGGGACUGAUUCAUCCCUAUCUUAUCCGUUACUCAUCGCCAUCCUAAAGGACUUCGAAACCGUUGUGGAAGUGGCGGCUGAACACUUCUAUGGGGACAAAAAAUGGAACUACAUUAUUGGCACUGAAGCUAUGAAGGCUCUCAUUAGGUUAGCCUUGUUUCGGAAUAGCGGAUAUAAGAUGCUUCUUCAAGGAGGGGAAACACCUAAUGAUGGGAAAGAUUCUAACCAAUCGGAGUUGCAAAAUAGAGCUGGUAAUUCAGAUAGGAAUCCUCAUAGUUUUGGAAACCAAAAUCAUCAUAAUCCAUGGAACUUGGAAGGACGGGCGAUGUCAGCUUUAAGUUCAUUUGGUCAGAAUGCAAGAACAAGAACUACAACACAUUAUAACUCGGGUUGGUCUCGAAGGAUUCAACAUCAGCAAGCAGUUAUAGAGCCAGCAAUGAUCAAGGAGAGGCGAACAACGCUCUCCGAGCUAUUAUCUGAAAAGGGUGUUAAGGGAGCGUUAUUUGUAAUAGGUGAGGUUCUGUUCAUAACGAGACCGCUCAUCUACGUUCUUUUCAUCAGAAGAUAUGGAGUCAGGUCUUGGAUUCCUUGGGCUAUAUCGCUUUCCGUGGACACACUGGGAAUGGGGAUUCUUUCAAAUUUGAAGUUGUGUGGGGAGAAGAGCAAGCAAAUCCAUUUCUCUCAACCUGAAAGGGACGAGCUCAGGAGACGGAAGCUGCUUUGGGCAUUGUACCUAAUGAGAGAUCCUUUCUUCACCAAGUAUACCAGGCAGAAGCUGGAAAGCUCUCAGAAGACGGUGGAACCAGUUCCAUUGAUCGGUUUCCUCACAGAGAAAAUUGUGGAGCUUUUGGUGGGAGCUCAGUCACGGUACACUUACAUAUCAGGGUCGUGAGUAUAACCAGCCCGUGCCCAUGUUAAGAAAAAAGAAACACUCGCCUGCGUGACUUUGUGAAUAUAGUUUUGUUAUUUAUUUUGGGAUAUAUUUUGAUAUUGAAAUUUAGUUAUAGUGAUAAACUUAUUCUAAAUUAUUAGACAUAAAUCCAAUUCAACAUAGUUAAAAC
Eutrema salsugineum is the source of this 1413-nucleotide messenger RNA. RefSeq names its product peroxisome biogenesis protein 16. The transcript has 7 exons. Bases 141 to 1244 code for a protein of 367 amino acids. The record is from RefSeq and is a predicted model, not a curated record. NCBI's taxonomy places the organism in Eukaryota, Viridiplantae, Streptophyta, Magnoliopsida, Brassicales, Brassicaceae. Gene Ontology annotation, biological process: peroxisome organization. Gene Ontology annotation, cellular component: peroxisomal membrane.